This is a messenger RNA of Phycomyces blakesleeanus NRRL 1555(-), 1537 nucleotides long. RefSeq lists its product as hypothetical. Gene Ontology annotation, molecular function: kinase activity. The coding region runs from base 40 to 1359 and encodes 439 amino acids. Gene Ontology annotation, biological process: ubiquinone biosynthetic process. Gene Ontology annotation, cellular component: extrinsic component of mitochondrial inner membrane. The record is from RefSeq and is a predicted model, not a curated record. The transcript has 4 exons. NCBI's taxonomy places the organism in Eukaryota, Fungi, Mucoromycota, Mucoromycetes, Mucorales, Phycomycetaceae.
CUUAAAGAGGCCAGAAUUCCAACCUCUAGAGCUGGCAGAAUGUGGCAUUAUGGUACCUUGGCUACUGGUCUUGGGUUGGGUGCUAUCAGUGAAUCUGUCAAGAGAGCUACUGGUAUUUCUACUAAUAACGAGGGAUCUGUUAUGUUGAGUGAAAAAAAUGUGGAUCGUUUGGUCGAAAAGUUGUCCCGUAUGCGAGGUGCAGCUCUUAAGAUGGGUCAAAUGUUGAGUAUUCAAGGUAUUCAGGCCGCCGGUGAGGGCAAGAACAUGAUGCCUCCACAAUUGGAACAAAUUUUGUUGCGUGUCCACGAUAGCGCAAACUAUAUGCCAAAGAAACAAAUGGAGGAAGUUAUGUCUCAAGAACUUGGAUCUGACUGGCGGUCAAACUUUAGCGAGUUUGAUUCUAUUCCAAUGGCUGCAGCAUCAAUUGGACAAGUCCAUGCAGCCAAACUAGCAUCUACGGGUGAAGAUGUGGUCAUCAAGAUCCAAUACCCCGGAGUUGCUGAAUCGAUCGACAGUGAUCUCAACAACCUAAAGACCAUCAUUACCUUUAGCAAUCUACUUCCUCGAGGACUUUAUCUUGACAACACUGUCAAGGUUACCAAGCAGGAACUUGCCUGGGAGUGUGAUUAUCUGCGUGAAGCAGAAAGCGCACAGCGUUUCAACAGCCUUUUGAAGAAUGAUGAUCGGUACAAGGUCCCGACUGUUGUCAAGGAAUUGUGUACCAAGCAGAUCCUCGUUUCUGAGCGACUCAGAGGACGAGUUUUGAGCAAGGCAACCGAAGAAUCUCAAGAUAUGCGCAACAAGCUUGGUGAAGGAAUUUUGCGCCUCUGUCUCCGUGAAGUAUUCUCUUUCCAGUUUAUGCAAACUGACCCCAACUGGUCAAACUUCUUUUACAACCGCCGCAACGGUCAACUCGAAUUGCUUGACUUUGGUGCCUGCCGUGAAUUCCCAGAUACCUUUUUGGCCCUGUAUGGCCGUAUCUUGGUGUCUGCCUCAAGAGGUGACCGCGAAGGCGUAUGGCAGUACUCAAAGGAACUUGGAUUUGUGACUGGGUAUGAAACAGAAAUCAUGCGCAAUGCACAUAUCGACAGCGUGAUGGUAUUGGGCGAGCCGUUUGGAGAGAGUGCACCGGACAUGUACGAUUUUGAGAAACAGACGAUCACUGAGCGUGUGCGAGAGACGAUCCCCAUCAUGCUCCGCCAUCGUCUCACCCCACCUCCGGAUGAGACAUACGGUCUUCACAAGAAGCUCUCGGGUGCAUUCUUGCUGUGCACAAAACUAAAGAGCAAAUUUGACACAAAGGCUGUUUGGAAUGAGGAAGUAAAUGAAUCAUUGAGAGCCUUUAAGCCUACCGCUUAAUUAUUAUUAACAAUAAUAACGAAGAGGAAAUAACGGUAACGGUAACAGCAAUAGAAUCAAGCACACCGACACAUGUAUAUUUUUUUUCUCCUUUUAAUUUUCUUUAUAGACACACCUGAUUUAAACAUGCCAAAAAAAAAAAGAAAGAGAAGGACAAUGAAAUGCUACUUUUAUCUCU